AUGACGACGACAAGGGAUCAAGGGGAUGCAGAUGAGGCGUAUAUAAUACGGUCUGAGCAGAAGGAUGCGUACCAUUUGGCGCAGCUGGCGUCGCUCGCCGAGCCCGUGGCCAGGGGAGUGCUGGGCUCGCGGUUUAUGGAUACGCGUGGUGGCUCAAUCAGCGUCGCAUUGCUGACUAUAUACACGGCAAUCACGACUGGCUUUGGGAGAAGGACGCUUGGAGAGGAGUACACAAACGUACAGCAGUGGAAAGGGCACAAGAUGUUGAGCUGGAAGAUGCGGGCGCUUCUCGUGCUCUCUAUCCCUGCGCCGCACAUACUCAAGUAUCUGAUAGGCAGGAGUGGCGUAAUCAGUAGACUGAGCCCAACACUGCGGCGAUUGCUUUCGAUAUUAAGCAGCAGCACCACCUGGGACAUUGCACGCACGCUCAACCUCAUUGCAUUCUACUGCGGUAGCAAAUACCACACCAUCAAGCAGCGCAUUUUUCAGAUAAGAUAUAUCGAUACAUCGCCAGCCACGCAGCAGCACACAGACAAGCCAUUCGAGGUGCUGGGAUACAUGCUGUGCGUGCGCCUGGCACUGCAGCUGGGCGCGCUGGCAAAGCCAUAUCUGCCGCAGGUGCCGCUGGGUGCGGUGGAGGUGCCUGCGGUGGAGAUGGACGGACGCAGAGUGAGUCUGAUCGGAGAGAAAGAGGAACCUGUGGAAGACACGCGCGAGACUGCACAGCAUAAUUGCGCAGACGCCCACUCGUGCCUUGCUCCUCGGGAUCGAGAAAUGGCGGACGGGGCUGGACACAGAAAGUGCACGCUGUGUUUGGAAAACCGCACAGCGACGGCAGCAAUGCUUUGCGGACAUCUGUAUUGCUGGAGCUGUGUGGAUAGCUGGCUCAGAGAAAAGAACGAAUGCCCGCUGUGCAGACAGCACACGACACAGAAAGAUGUAAUACCAAUCUACAACUUGUAA
This is a messenger RNA of Wallemia ichthyophaga EXF-994, 963 nucleotides long. RefSeq names its product Peroxisome biosis factor 10. Gene Ontology annotation, biological process: protein import into peroxisome matrix. NCBI's taxonomy places the organism in Eukaryota, Fungi, Basidiomycota, Wallemiomycetes, Wallemiales, Wallemiaceae. The record is from RefSeq and is a predicted model, not a curated record. The transcript has 3 exons. The coding region runs from base 1 to 963 and encodes 320 amino acids. Gene Ontology annotation, molecular function: zinc ion binding. Gene Ontology annotation, cellular component: peroxisomal membrane.